This is a messenger RNA of Thlaspi arvense, 2250 nucleotides long. The record is from the annotation of a GenBank genome assembly. NCBI's taxonomy places the organism in Eukaryota, Viridiplantae, Streptophyta, Magnoliopsida, Brassicales, Brassicaceae.
AGUUUCACAAAAAUGGCUAAGUUUUUUACAUCUCUUUUCUUAAUCUGUUCAUCAUUCAUGUUCACCAGAGAUGUUUUUGCAGAUGAGAAUAGACAGGCAAAUUCCCAUAUGAACAAAACACCUUAUACUAACUCUCUCCCGCUCUCCAUAAAACAGGUGUAUAUUGUGUAUUUGGGAAUACUUCCUGAGAAUGGAUACUCACCUCCAUCUCGCCAUCACAAAAUACUCCAAAAACUUGUUGGCAAGAAUUCUGCUACGAGUUUGUUGAUUAGAAGCUACGGAAGGAGCUUCGAUGGCUUCGCUGCCAAUCUAACUCAAUCAGAGAGUCAACAACUGGAAGAGAUGGAAGAGGUGGCUUCCGUGUUUUUAAGCAAGACUUAUCAACUGACGACAACAAGAUCAUGGGACUUUGUCGGAUUUAGUGAGAGUGCGAAACGAGAACAUGUGCAAGAAAGUGAUGUUAUUGUAGGAGUGUUUGACAGCGGAAUCUGGCCGGAAUCUGAGAGUUUCGACGACAAGGGUUUUGGUCCGCCUCCGAGUAAAUGGAAAGGUUCUUGUAGUGGUGGUCAGAAAUUCACUUGCAACAACAAACUCAUCGGAGCUAGGUUUUACAGCAAAUAUUCCGUGUCAGCAAGAGACGACGAAGGCCAUGGGACCCACACGGCGUCAACGGCUGUCGGUAACGUGGUUCAAGGGGCCAGUUUUUACGGCCUGGCUCAAGGCACGGCUCGUGGUGGAGCUCCCUCGGCGAGAAUUGCCGCCUAUAAAGUCUGCGUGAAGGGCUCCGGCUGCAGCGACGUAGAUAUCCUCGCCGCGUUUGAUGAUGCCAUCGCAGACGGAGUUGACGUCAUCUCCAUCUCGAUCUCAACCUAUUCUGUCUCCAGUCUUCUGAGCAAUUCUAAAGACAUUGGUUCGUUCCACGCAAUGUCUAGAGGGAUUAUCACGGUGGGUUCCGCCGGUAACGAUGGUCCCGACCAAGGUACGGUGGCAAAUGUAUCGCCGUGGAUGAUAACCGUCGCGGCCAGCGCUACGGACCGACGUUUCGUCGACAGAGUCGUUCUUGGUAACGGAAAAGCUUUAACGGGUUUGUCAGUUAAUCCGGUAAAUUUCAACGGGACAAAGUUUCCGAUCGUUUACGGCCAAAACGUUUCAAGAAAUUGUCCCGAGCUCCAAGCCGGUAGUGCGUGUGUGGACAGAGACCUGGUCAAAGGGAAGAUCGUCCUCUGCGACGACUUCCAAGGAAACAAAGAGGCUUACUUAGCCGGAGCCACUGGAGCCAUUGUUCAGAACACAGUGGUUCAAGAUGUCGCCUUUGUGCUACCAUUUCCUUCCUCCUCUCUAAGCUUGGAGGACUGUGAAUCUAUCAAAUCAUACAUCAAGUCUGCAGAGAACCCUCAAGCGGAGAUACUGAGAACCGAAGAGAUAGUUGACAGAGAAGCUCCUUAUGUUCCGUCGUUCUCUUCUCGCGGGCCAAGUUACAUUAUCCAGAACCUCCUAAAGCCUGACGUAAGUGCACCUGGUGUAGAGAUUUUGUCUGCAUUUUCUCCGGUAGCUUCUCCUUCAGGCCACCCUGGGGACAAGAGAAGUGUCAAGUUCAGUGUAAUGAGUGGCACAUCCAUGGCUUGCCCUCAUGUAGCAGGUGUAGUGGCUUACGUCAAGUCGUUUCACGCCGACUGGUCUUCCUCGGCAAUCAAAUCCGCAAUUAUGACGACCGCUACGCCCAUGAACCUUACGAAGAAUCCCGAGCAAGAAUUUGCAUAUGGUUCGGGCCAUAUAAACCCGACCAAAGCCAGCGACCCGGGACUUGUGUAUGAAUUAGAGACAGAGGAUUACCUCAAAAUGCUAUGUGCAGAGGGUUUGAAAUCAGGGCUGCUCACAAGAAUCUCCGGACAGAACGUCAAUUGUUCAGAUAGAACAGAAGCCAAGGAUCUGAAUUACCCAACAAUGACUUCGUUUGUCUCUGCUCUUGUUCCAUUCAAUAUCACGUUUAGCAGAACCGUUACCAACGUUGGAUUCCCAAACUCUACGUACAAGGCGAGUGUGGUUCCUCUUCGACCGGAGAUUCAGGUUAGCGUAGAACCGGAACUUCUGAGUUUCGGUUCCCUGAAGGAGAAGAAAUCCUUUGUUGUGAACAUCUCUGGUAAAGGACUGAAGGAUGGAAGUGUUGUAAGCUCGUCUUUGGUUUGGUCUGAUGGGAGUCACAGUGUCAGAAGUCCAAUCGUAGCUUACUCAAUCAAGAUUUAUGACUAG